AUGGUGGGUCCGAGGCUGGCGAUAAUCCCUGUGGUUGUUGGACGUGUGGCGGUCGGAGGAGAGCAGCAUCACCGGGAGAAGAGUCCUGAUUCCCGGACCGCAGCAUCCUCCUGUCCGGGGCCGAGCAGAGAGAGGCCAGAGGCGGGGAGCUCCAGCCGAGGCCCGGGGGGUGUGGAGACCGGGGAGAGAGGCGUGUGGAGCGGCAGAGGACAGAGCCAAGAAAUCUCCACAAGAAGGUCCAGGUGGACUCCCAGUCCAGUCUGUGGUCCAGGUGGACUCCCAGUCCAGUCUGUGGUCCAGGUGGACUCUGUGGUCCAGGUGGACUGCCAGAUAUUUAUAGAGAGGGACAGGUACCAGGGGAGUGGGCACCAGGGGGACGGGGACCAGGGGGACGGGUACCAGGGGAGCGGGCACCAGGGGGACGGGUACCAGGGGAGCGGGCACCAGGGGGAUAGGGACCAGGGGAGCGGGGACCAGAGGGACGGGUACCAGGGGAGUGGGCACCAGGGGGACGGGGACCAGGGGAGCGGGCACCAGGGGGAUAGGGACCAGGGGAGCGGGGACCAGAGGGACGGGUACCAGGGGAGUGGGCACCAGGGGGACGGGGACCAGGGGAGCGGGCACCAGGGGGACGGGGACCAGGGGGACGGGCACCAGGGGAGCGGACACCAGGGGAGCGGGGCCCGAGGGGCGGGCACCAGGGGGAUGGGUACCAGGGGAGCGGGCACCAGAGAAGGGGAGAAGUCUACAGGUGCAGAUCCAACUAGCAGUGCCCCCCGGCCCCAGUGCCCCCCGGCCCCAGUGCCCCCCGGCCCCAGUGCCCCCCGGCCCCAGGGCCCCCCGGCCCCAGGGCCCCCCGGCCCCAGUGCCCCCCGGCCCCAGUGCCCCCCGGCCCCAGUGCCCCAGUGUUCCCGCCCCCCUCCCCCCCUAUCGUGGCCUUCCUGA
Messenger RNA from Knipowitschia caucasica, 945 nucleotides. NCBI's taxonomy places the organism in Eukaryota, Metazoa, Chordata, Actinopteri, Gobiiformes, Gobiidae. The record is from the annotation of a GenBank genome assembly.